Molecule: messenger RNA, 1575 nt
Organism: Hirundo rustica (Barn swallow)
Lineage: Eukaryota; Metazoa; Chordata; Aves; Passeriformes; Hirundinidae
Product: translocon-associated protein subunit beta
Exons: 6
Coding region: 91-642 (183 amino acids)
Cellular component (GO): endoplasmic reticulum; membrane
Source: RefSeq, a predicted model, not a curated record
AUAGGGCGUCCCCGAGCCGCGGUUGACAGGGCGUCAUUUCCGCCGCGGCGGCGCUGACUCGUCUUUGCGGCGUUGGCGGCGGGAGAGACGAUGAAGCUCCUGCUUCUUGCUGUGUUUGCCCUGGUGUUUGUGGCUGACUGUGAGGAUGGCGCCAGGCUCCUGGCCUCCAAAUCCCUGCUAAACAGAUAUGCGGUGGAGGGCAAGGACUUGACUUUGCAGUACAACAUCUACAACGUUGGCUCCAGUGCUGCCCUAGAUGUGGAGCUGUCGGAUGAUUCCUUCCCCCCAGAAGACUUUGGCAUCGUCUCUGGCAUGCUCAGCGUCAAGUGGGACAGGAUUGCUCCAGCGAGCAACGUGUCCCACACUGUGGUUCUACGGCCUCUCAAGGCUGGGUACUUCAACUUCACCUCUGCCACCAUCACGUACCUGGCACAGGAGGGUGCACAGGUCGUGGUUGGCUUCACUAGUGCUCCCGGGCAGGGAGGAAUCCUGGCUCAGCGUGACUUUGACAGGAGGUUCUCCCCUCACUUUCUGGACUGGGCGGCAUUUGGCGUGAUGACCCUGCCCUCCAUCGGGAUCCCCCUGCUGCUCUGGUACUCGAGCAAGAGGAAGUACGACACCCCCAAGACCAAAAAGAACUGAGCAGAGUCAAAUGCCAUCAGCACCCCAGCGCUUGGGAAAGGACAACCCUGAACCCCCAAGAACAGUGGCUGGGCUGGGAUGGCACCGUCCCCUGCGAGGUGCUGCCUGGGCUGUGCUUCAGCCCUCUGGGCAAAGGAUGUGGGGGCUGCAGCAGCAGCAAUGAGGUGUCCUCUGUGUUCUAAAGGAGGAACAAGCAAACAGAAAAAAGAACAACCAAAAGUCCCAAACUGCCUUGUCCAGCGCGUUUUGGAGAUGGAACCCCUCUCUCCUCUGCAGCCGCAGCAAUAUGAGCAGGAGCAGUGUGUUAGUGCCCAGAGCAGCCUGUCUGUGGGCUCUGCCCCUGUGCUGCCUCCAGCUCCCAUUUGCCUGUGUCAGUUUUCUGCAAGGUGUCAUAUCUCAGGGCCCCCUCCGGGUGCUGCCCGCCCUGUGGGACGGAGCUUGCUCUUCUUAUGGAUGGGUAACGUGAUGGUUUGCUCUCACAAUUAGGUAAUAUAUAUUACGUGUAUUAAGAGAAGUUUUAUUGAUCUGUUAUCUUAUUGUGAUUUGUUUGGAUGACCUCUGUUCUCCCCAUGUGGUUGCCAUGAGAUGGCCAUGGUAGGUGGGAGAUGUGAAAAGAAGGCGCGUACCUGUUUCCUUUGCAUGGGGCUUUUGGGAGGAGGGAAGGCUUGUUACUAGGAGGUGCAGCGGGACAACACCGACUCCAAUCAAGUUGCAAGAGAGUAGCCUCCACCAAUAAAUGACAAGAGUUCAGUGGCAGACUUUGGGAGCAGCCAGGGUUUCCUAAUGCAAUCCCCCAGGGGUAUAAAAGGUGGAGCAGCUAUUCUGUAGAGGAGCUGGUAGCUGCCAGGUCACCAAGUCCCAGCAUGCUGUCCCUUUUUCUUAUUUAAUAUUUUGUUGUAUUUUCUUUUUAAUAAACCUUUGCUAUUUUAAAAA